Molecule: messenger RNA, 2439 nt
Organism: Thalassophryne amazonica
Lineage: Eukaryota; Metazoa; Chordata; Actinopteri; Batrachoidiformes; Batrachoididae
Product: glucose-induced degradation protein 4 homolog
Exons: 6
Coding region: 153-824 (223 amino acids)
Biological process (GO): negative regulation of gluconeogenesis; proteasome-mediated ubiquitin-dependent protein catabolic process; protein targeting to vacuole
Cellular component (GO): GID complex; extrinsic component of membrane
Source: RefSeq, a predicted model, not a curated record
GGGGGGGGGAGGCUGUUGGCGCUCGAUUAGCAGAGCUGUCGUGGGCUCUGGAGGAAUUUGAAUGUUGCUGAGCCGCUUCGUAGACGCAGACAGUCUCCAUCGCCUGGACGGCCAGUCACCGCAAUCGGUUCCCAAGCAGUGAAGCGGGAGCCAUGCCUGUCCCCGCCGGAUACCUCAGCGGCUGCGGCGUCGACUCCUCCUCCGCUGCGGCCUUCGUAUCCUCGGCCUCGCUUAUCCCUCCGCCACCGAUCAACACGCAGCAGCCUGGUGUUGUCACCUCACUGCUGUACAGCGGAUCCAAAUUCAGGGGCCACCAGAAAAGCAAAGGCAACUCUUAUGACGUGGAAGUUGUUCUUCAGCAUGUCACCAUGGAGGAUUCCUACUUGUGUGGCUACCUGAAGAUAAAAGGAUUGACUGAGGAAUACCCAACUCUGACCACGUUCUUCGCUGGAGAGAUCAUCAGCAGGAAGCGGCCCUUCCUCACCCGGAAGUGGGAUGCAGAUGAGGAUGUGGAUCGUAAGCACUGGGGCAAGUUCCAGGCAUUCUACCAGUAUGCAAAGACAUUCAACUCUGAUGAUUUUGACUGUGAUGAUCUAAAGAACUCAGACUAUAUUUUCAUGAGGUGGAAGGAGCAGUUUCUGGUUCCUGACCACACAAUCAAAGACAUCAGCGGUGCCUCAUUUGCUGGAUUCUACUACAUCUGCUUCCAGAAAUCCACAGCAACGAUUGAGGGCUACUAUUACCACAGAAGCUCUGAAUGGUACCAGUCUCUAAACCUCACCCACGUUCCUGAGCACAGCGCUGCCAUCUAUGAGUUCCGGUGACCUCGGCCAAUAUUUAGACUUUUUUUUAUUUUUUAUAACAGACUAAGUCUUGAGGCAGCGUCUCAAGCACGACUGGAUGCUACUGAGAUGGAAGAAGAAGCACUAUGAAUGAGAGUUUGUGAGAAUUUUGGUACAAACUCAGGAAAGACGAGAGGGCAGGAUAGGACAAAUGAAUGUACGUGUGAAGGAGAAGAAAAGAACGACUGUGCUCCCGGGCUGGAGUGUGUAAAGUACGAACCAACGUAAAAACCGGGUGUGGUUCUCACAGCGCAAACUGUUCUCCGUUCAUGUCUGAUUCUUUAAAAAAAAAAAACAACGAAAACACACUUGGCACACUACCUUGAGACACUUUAUAAACAACGUAGGAAAUUCCCCCUUCUUGGUUCUGUGACGGGUGGGAGGACAAAAGCAGCAUUUCCAGCUUUUAUCCAGCCGAUGUUGAAUGAGCAGCGUAAAAGGUGUUUGACUAAUGCACUCAACAAGGAUUCUGCGGAGGAGUCCACUUUUAUUAAAACACGAUGGAUGUGGAAUGGAAAAAAAAAAAAUCAAGUCUGUGUGGGUUACAAAAAAAAAAAAAAAAGAAAACUUUGGGUUUGUGCUUAGAGCUCUUAAGCUUUUAGGAUCAGAGCUUUAAUCAGCCCAUAAGCUAGAAUGACAGUAUUUUAUUUUUUUUUAAAUGCUGGUUUAAUUUUUUCUUUUUCUUUUUGCUGCCAUGCGGAUAUUUUGUCUUUUCACUAUACGAUGGCUGACAAGUGGCACUUUUCAAGGCUGCGGUGUGAUGUGAAACAAGCCUUUUCCUCUUCUGCUUUGAAAUGUUUUAAGCAGUGAGAUUCUCUCACUGGAUUGCUGUGGAUCUUGUACUAUAGAGAUGAGUUUGCACACAGGUGGGUUCUGUGUUACUGACGCUUGCAGCUGGCAUUUUCUAAUCGCGUGCCCGUCCUAUGUGGGCUUUAAGAUGGCAGUUUACACUUUUGUGUGGAAAGCUUUGCAUCAGAUUUGGAGCCAAAACAGUUGCAAGUAUUAAAAAAAAAAAAAAAAAAAAAAAAGUAUUUUUUACCCGGGUCUACCCCACUGUAUUAAAGCGAGCUUUUUACUCAUUAUGUGUAGUUGUAACUUAAAGAUUCCCAUCCUGACAUUCAUCUACUCAACUAUGCAACACUUUGAACAUAGCACUACUCUCCCAACACACAAAGAUUCUAUUCUGUGCUCAUCAUAUAUGAAAGAAAGUAUCAUCCUUGAAAAUAAAUAUUUUUGUUAAAAAAUAGUCUAUGAAAAACUCCCUAAUAAUCCUCCCUUUCCAUGUGACGGUGCCAUCGUUUCGAAGCUCAUCAGUUGUAAGAGAUCAGAAGUGUUUUUGACUGGAUUUGAUUGGUUGACUGUAAAGAGUGGAUUAUGGAUCUUUUUCUAAAAAAAAAAAAUCUGGAAUCGUCCCUCGUCUUGUUUUUCUCUUGAUCCGAUGUGCUGCCAUAUGCCCUUUUUGUUUUUAUAAAUGGUGUCAAAUAGCACUUUACUUGUUUAGUUCUGUGUCAGACCUUGUGUUUGUGUGAUUGGAUUCCCGGUGAAAAACUGUCAAGCUGCUGUCACUUUAGUAUUAAAACAUGGAGGGGAUUAUUUU